AGUUUACGCAGAAGAGGCCCGAGAGGAACCCUCCCUCUUUCCCUCCGUCCGCACACCCAGCCUUUCCCUUUCAACCGGAAAACGGAAGUCAGAAAACAGCUUCCAGUGGCCAGAGACGGAGCAGAGGUGGAGGGCGGGCCGGAGACAGUAGAAGCGGAAACUGCUUUGGCGGGCGGUCGGUGGUGGUGGCGGCACGUGCGCGAAUUGCUACUAUGGAAGUCAAAGGUAAAAAAAAUUUCACAGGAAAGGGUGGAAAGAUACCACAAGGAAAAAAAAGGUUUAAAAAGGACAGUGAUUCUAAAUCUCCAAAGACGUUUCUGAGUAAAGGUGAUGAAGGAGGAGGAGGACCUAAAUUCAGCUCCAAAAAGUUUGAGAGAAGUAACACAAAGCCUGGGAAAACGGGCCUGAAACAAUUCAAGAAUAAGCAGCAAGUAGAUGUGUUGCCGAAGAAAACUGGUGCAAAACAGUUGAAGAAUAAACAGGAAGGAGAUGUGUUGCCCAAGAAGACUGGCAUGAAGCAGUUAAAGAAUAAGCAGGAGGAGAGCACACUGCCAAAGAAAACAGGCACAAAACAGUUGAAGAGCAAACAAGAGGGGGACGUGUUACCCAAGAAAAAUGGUGCAAAACGGUUCAAGAAUAAACAGGAGGGAAACGUGUUGCCCAAGAAAAAUGGUGCAAAACAGUUCAAGAAUAAACAGGAGGGGGACUUGUUACCCAAGAAAACUAACCUGAAACAGUUUAAGAAUAAACAAGAAGGAAAUAUGUUGCAGACCAAAAGAAAGUUCCAACCUGAAGGCAGAGGUGAAGAGACAGCACCUAAGAAACCCAAGUGGGAUGACUUGAAAAAGAAAAAGAAAGAACUGAAGCAAAGCAGGCAGCUCAAUGAUAAAACCAACUAUGACACCGUUUUCAAGGCAAAGCAAAUCUGGGAAAGCCUAAGAAGAAAAAAAUGUGACAAAGAAAAAAGAACAAAGUUGAUGAAUGAAUUACAGAAGUUGAUCCAGGGAAAGAUUAAAAGUAUUGCAUUUGCACAUGAUUCAACCCGUAUUAUCCAGUGUUACAUUCAAUAUGGUAAUGAGGAACAAAGGAAAGAGGCAUUUGAAGAAUUAAAAGAAAAUUGGGUUGAAUUAAGUAAGGCCAAAUAUUCCAGAAAUGUUGUUAAGAAAUUUCUCAUGUAUGGAAAUAAAUCACAAAUUGCAGAAAUAAUAAAAAGUUUUAAAGGCCAAGUGCGGAAGAUGUUGCGCCACGCAGAAGCGUCAGUAGUAGUGGAGUAUGCUUACAAUGACAAAGCAAUUUUGGAACAGCGGAAUAUGCUGGUAGAAGAGCUCUAUGGAAAUACAUUCCAGCUUUACAAGUCUGCAAUUCACCCAACUCUGGAAAAAGUGUUAGAGGUACAGCCUGAUAAGCAAGAGGCUAUUAUGGAUGAAAUGAAACAGAUUCUUACACCAAUGGCUCAAAAAGAAACCGUAAUUAAACAUUCACUGGUACAUAAAGUAUUCUUGGACUUUUUCACCUAUACACCGCCAAAACUCAGAUCAGAAAUGAUUGAAGCAAUCAGAGAAGCUGUAAUAUACCUUGCACAUACACAUGACGGAGCUAGAGUAGCCAUGUACUGUCUGUGGCAUGGCACACCAAAGGACAGAAAAGUUAUUAUUAAAACAAUGAAGACUUAUGUUGAAAAAGUAGCCAACGGUGAAUAUUCUCAUUUAGUUUUGCUGGCAGCAUUUGAUUGUGUUGAUGAUACUAAGCUUAUGAAACAAAUAGUUAUGUCGGAAAUCAUCAAUUCCCUGCCAAAUAUAGUGAACAAUAAAUAUGGAAGGAAAGUUCUGUUGUAUUUAUUAAGCCCUAGAGAUCCUGCACAUCUUGUACCUGAAAUCAUUGAAGUUCUGAAGAAGGGUGAUGGAAAUGCACAUAGUAAGAAAGAUAGUAUAAUCCGCCGUAAGGAGCUCUUGGAGUCUAUUUCCCCAGCCCUGUUAAGCUAUAUGCAGGAGCAUGUUCAGAAAUUAAUGACAGACAAAUCAACGUGUGUAUUUGUUGUUAACGUCCUGGGAUCUGCUAUUGGAGAUAUUCAGCCUGCUCUGAAUACCAUUGCCAAAUUAGCUGCUCCAGAAAUGAUUCCUGGUGGCAAGGAUGGAGAGCUGCACAUGGCGGAACAUCCAGCUGGACACCUAGUUCUGAAAUGGUUAGUAGAACAAGAUGAAAAAAUGAAAGAACAUGGAAGAGAAGGUUCUUUUGCAAAAACAUUAGUAGAGCAUGUUGGUAUCAAGAAAUUGAAGACCUGGGCAGGAGUUAAUCGAGGUGCUAUUAUUCUUUCUUGUCUCCUCCAAAGCCCUGAUCCAGAAGUGGUAAAUAAAGUUAAAUCUGGACUGAAAAGCCUCAUCCCCACAUUGGAAAAAGAGGAAAACAGCAAAGGCAUGACUGCUCUGCUUGAGAAACUAAAAGCAUAAGUGGAAAAUAACAAAGAAUGAGAAUGAAUCACUUUUCCUGGUGAUUCAGGUGAAGGAUGCCAUCUAGUUUGGUCUUUGGGGGGAGCCUUUUAUAUAAUAUAUAUAUAAAUGUUUUUUGUAGAAAUGUCUAUUUCUAAAAUAAAUAGUUUCUAACAUA
This is a messenger RNA of Trichosurus vulpecula (common brushtail), 2604 nucleotides long. RefSeq names its product pumilio RNA binding family member 3 (gene PUM3). Gene Ontology annotation, biological process: regulation of translation. Gene Ontology annotation, cellular component: nucleolus. The transcript has 18 exons. Gene Ontology annotation, molecular function: mRNA binding. NCBI's taxonomy places the organism in Eukaryota, Metazoa, Chordata, Mammalia, Diprotodontia, Phalangeridae. Bases 213 to 2447 code for a protein of 744 amino acids. The record is from RefSeq and is a predicted model, not a curated record.